UUUAAAAUCUUGAUUUGGAAAAGUUUGCCCCUCUCCUUGUUUAGGCAUUUACACAGACACACACAGACACGGAGAGAAAGGUCAUGAUCUAGGAACGGUCUGCUCCACCAAGGUCAUGAUCUUCCAUCUCAUCAGCCUUUGAGCACUUUGACUCCAUUUUCAUAGCAUCUCUCAUUUCCACAAUCUAGACCUAACAAAGCUGCAGCAACCCAGAUAAGGAUAAAUAAAGGCCAAAUAUUUCUUGGUUUUAUGGUUGUUUCUGUGUUCAAUCAACACAACUAAAAUGGCUAAGCGAUCCUUUACUCGUUAUGUCGAACAAGAGCUGGGAAAGUUGCCGCAUUUCGUGAUCUAUGCUUUGCUCGAAUGGACGUUAAUCAUUCUGCUUUUCAUUGAUGGGUUCCUUGCCUUUGCUGCCAAUGAAUUUGCCAAGUUUUUCGAGCUGAGAAUCCCAUGUUGGCUCUGCACCAGAAUCGAUCACAUCCUCGUUCAUAGGGACCAAGAUUUUUAUUACAAUGAUUCCAUUUGUGAAGCUCACAGGAAAGAUGUUUCAUAUCUUGCUUAUUGCCACAACCACAAGAAGCUGUCUGAUAUAAGAAAGAUGUGUGAGGCAUGCCUGCUUUCAUUUGCUACUGAGAAAGAAUCUGAUUGCGAUACAUACAAGUCCUUGGUUGGUAUUUUGCACAAGGAUCUUGAGUGCUUUGUUGAGGAUGAUUACCACCAAAUUCAGCUGAGUGUGCCUGCAGCAAGGACAUGGGAGGAGGCAGCAGGGCAGGUUGAGAAUAAUGGCAGCAUUGUUCAGGUUUCGUGUUCGUGUUGUGGCGUGCCAUUGAAGAUGAGCUCUACUUCCUCGGCCUAUCCUAAGGGCAAAAAUGGCAGCGCAUUAGCACAUGCUCCGGCUCCUUCUCCACGAGCACCGUUGAGAAACGAUGAGAAUCGUGGUUUGGAGUUGCCCCACAUUCGAUACACAGAACUCAAACUUAUGUCUGAUCAUGAGUCCGAGCUUCCAGAGGACGAGUAUGGAUCACACCCACCAAAUCGUGACUCUCAAUCAGUCAAGGAAGAUCCCAAAGCUUCUGCAGUGCCAUCAUUGACAGAAGGUGAUGACUUAACUGAUGAUGCAAACAGAACACCUGUUUUUGGCAAAGGAAACAGGUUUUUUGGGAUCCCACUUACAGAUUCAGCUACAAAUAGUCCCAGGGUGGCUAUGAGGAUUUCAAGGAAAUCACCACUGGAAAAAGGUAGCGACUUUGUGUUAGAAUCUGCCGACGGGAGCACUCCAAAUGAUGCCGAUUGUGAUUCCAUUUUGCACCGGUUGAAGAGACAGGUCCGGUUGGAUAGGAAGUCGCUGAUGGCUUUGUACAUGGAGCUGGAUGAAGAAAGAAGUGCUUCAGCUGUCGCAGCAAACAAUGCAAUGGCCAUGAUCACCCGGCUACAAGCAGAGAAGGCUGCUGUUCAGAUGGAGGCCUUACAAUAUCAGAGAAUGAUGGAGGAACAGGCAGAGUAUGAUCAGGAAGCCCUGGAAGCAACAUAUGAUCUGCUUGCAAAGAGAGAGGAAGAGCUCAGGAUUAUAGAAACUGAAAUAGAGGCUUAUAGAGAAAAAUAUGGAUUGCUCAAGGAAUUUGGCUAUGAGGCUGGUGAAGAGGUCAAAGGCUUGAACAAUGGUGAGCAUAAUGGGGAGAGCACACCCAAUGAUCAAGUCAUGUCAUCAAAGGAGGAGAACGUAGAGGGAGCGCUUGCUGAAUCUUUGAAACCUUUGAAAGAGGAGAAAACCUACCUCCUGGGUCGGAUGAAGAAACUCGAUAAGAGAAGUAACUUAUCAGCUAACGGGUUCCAUUCCUUGCAGGGCUCUGAUGGUCUGAAUCAUCCUGAUGAUGAGAUAGGAAAUGGAAACAAAGCUGCUCUAACAAGGCAAUUGUCAUUAUUGUCUCAUCUUAGUGAAAGGGUGAAGGCCCUUGAAUCAGACACUGGAUUCUUAGAAUAUGCUGCUAAGACACUUGAGAAACAUAGCGAAGGAACACAACUUUUGACAGAGAUAACUCAAAACUUGCAGAAGCUUCGGCACCUUGUCAUGAUGCCCCCGGAGAAAAACAGCGGAUUACCUUAAAAAAAAAAAAAAAAAAAAAAAAUUUAUCCUGAUAGUUCUCAUGGUAAUUGCUUAUAAUCCUCUCCCCAUUUUUACAUGAUAUCUUCACUUUGAUUAGCUAGAUAGCUUGAAGUUGAAGCUUUAAUUAAUUUGUAAUUUUAUGAACAUCUACUUUACAAGGAUGCUAGGAUAUUGUUGGCAAUGCUAGAGAAGGUAGGAAAGGUGAGGCAAAAAUCUUCAUAGCUGACGAGCAAACCCCGCCUCAGAGUACCAGAAUGGCCUUGCGAACCUCCACAGAUGAAUUGCUUCAAGUAUACAUGUUUCUUGUCCACUAGAGUUUCUCUUUUCAUUAGAGUUGUUGCUUCAUGCAUGGAUCCAAAACCAAAAAGCAUAUGCUUUUUCUGUACUUAUAUUGUCUUUUUAAAUAGAAUUUUUGUUCGCAAA
Messenger RNA from Prunus dulcis (almond), 2527 nucleotides. RefSeq names its product probable myosin-binding protein 5. The record is from RefSeq and is a predicted model, not a curated record. Gene Ontology annotation, molecular function: myosin binding. Bases 284 to 2104 code for a protein of 606 amino acids. Lineage: Eukaryota; Viridiplantae; Streptophyta; Magnoliopsida; Rosales; Rosaceae. The transcript has 3 exons.